This is a messenger RNA of Exophiala spinifera, 2211 nucleotides long. RefSeq lists its product as uncharacterized. Gene Ontology annotation, biological process: fungal-type cell wall polysaccharide metabolic process. The coding region runs from base 1 to 2211 and encodes 736 amino acids. Gene Ontology annotation, cellular component: fungal-type cell wall. The record is from RefSeq and is a predicted model, not a curated record. The transcript has a single exon. Lineage: Eukaryota; Fungi; Ascomycota; Eurotiomycetes; Chaetothyriales; Herpotrichiellaceae.
AUGCGAGGAGAUGAAUACGUGACCAUCAUCGAUAGCGAUGCAUUUCUCAGCGCAGACCGGGAUGCGGCUGUGGUCUUUGAGCUUACUCCUGAUGGAUUUCUGGUUGAUGACAGAGGAGACUACCUGUAUACAAGAACAUCUACGGGAGUCCAACCACUCCAAAAUGCGAGGACUCCAGAAGGCGAAACUAUAUGGAGUCUACAAGGAGGAGUUCUCGUCUAUGGAGACUCUACCUUCUACACACUUCCAACUGGACAAAUUGUUGUGGCUUUCAGAGACAGUGUCCCUCCAUUCGAAGCUCUGGCUAUAUCGAUGAUUCCAGAUUUCGUGGACCUUCCGACCACUUCAACGAGCUUGUCAUUCAGUCGAACUUCAGUGUCUGUGUCCAGUGGGAAUACAGAAGUUGCGACUUCCACGACAUUGUUCGCGACGCUGUCGACAACUGAAACGAUCACCGAGUCUACGAAUGCGGAGAGUAGUACAUUCGAUUCUGGGUCAACCUCGAAGAGGGAGUCGAGCAUUAUAUCCCAGGGCUCGGGACUGACAAGCACGACUUCACAGAUGGCUUCAUCCGAGUUAUCUUCCACGUCUGGUCCAGAGGACACGAGCAUAAUGGAACAGCCUCUGAGCUCGCACAUGACUUCGACACAACGUGGAACGGGACUUGCAACGAGUGAGAGUUUAACGCCGUUCUCGCCGAUUUAUUCAACCUCGACAUUCCCAACGAGUAUCGUCACGAUUGCCAGCCCGUCAGCGUCGAGGGUACCAACGAUUGCGUCUUCAUGGGCCGCCAGUUUCUCUUCCGUGGCCAGCUCAGUGCCAUUGAGCUCAACAUUCUCCGUCUCUCCUGCCUUCAGCGGGCCCAGCAUAAGUACGACUCGUACAUCAAGUUCGGCCUUGAUGAGCAUUCGUAGCUCGUAUACAUAUUCGGCGGUGCCCUCUUUAUCCCUAGCCACGAGCACAACCACAGUGCCACCCGGCCUAUUGAGUUCAUCUGUAACCUUUUCGAGCAUGCUUUCCAGUCGCCCUUCUCCUUCUUCGUUGUUCUCAUCCUCUUCGGGUGUUGCUACUUCCAAAAGCAGUAGCAGUGGCGGCAGCACCACCACCACCACCCUCAGACCUAUCAUCUCACAAUCCUCAACAUCUCCAGCGAUCAAUGCAUCCCCAAUUACGACAACGGCAGGAGGGGCAGUACCAGUAUCAAGUUCAGGUACAAGUAUAAGCACAAGCCCCACAUCAUCAGCAUCAUCGGGACUGUCUCGAACACCGACCUCGUCCGUAUCGUCCGCAACAACCUCCUCCUCGUUAUCCUCCUUGCCGUCCUACCCCUCCAAGCGCGGGUUAGCCUACACCAAUGUGACGACGCUACCAUUUUACCCUCCUCCAUCGCCAUACAUCUCAUGGUCAUACAACUACUACUCCCUGCCCAACGCUUCGGACAACGUCGGCGCGUACCCAAGCACACAGUUUCGGUACAUUCCGCUCCUGUACAAUGAUGCCUCGUCCCUCACGUCAAUCUGGGCCGGCAACGUCAACUACAGCAUCUCUCACUACGGCACCGACGCCAUCUUUGGUUUCAACGAGCCCGACGCAUGCUUCUCGGGCCAAUCGGCGUGCAUGAACCUCUCGAGCGUGCUGAGCGGGUAUCAACGUUUCCUGCAGCCUUUUGCCUCUAUCGUCGGUGCCUCUGGUGGUGCCGGUCAACAGGGCGGUGGUCGCAGCGGCGGUGGUCAUGUCAAAAUCGGUGCACCGGCGGUAACGAACAUAGGCGCACCAAGCGGAUUAGACUACCUCGCUCGAUUCCUGGGGAACGCCACGCUCAUGAACUUGACGGUCGACUUUAUCAACAUACACUGGUACGCGAGUCCGUAUAACAUUCAAUAUUUCAUGGACCAUGUCACGACGGCGUACAAUGUCACCGGGCAAGCCAAGUAUCCUGUCUGGGUCACCGAGUUUGGCAUGGAUAGAGGGGACUACGAUCAGAAUGUCGUUGUUGAGUUUGUGAGUGAUUAUUCUUUGAAUGUCUUUUUCCCCUUUUCUCAGUCUUGGUCUUUCUCUUCAUCUCUCGGGAUGCUCUGCACAUCCAUAACCGUACCCUCCACGCGCACUCACCUCCCCCCUCCCCACGCCACCCGACGCAAGACCUCCCCCAUAGGCAACUUCUACUCAACAACUAGACUGACAGCGUUCUUUCCCAAUGGUUGGCAAUAG